Caenorhabditis sp. 36 PRJEB53466 is the source of this 3183-nucleotide messenger RNA. NCBI's taxonomy places the organism in Eukaryota, Metazoa, Nematoda, Chromadorea, Rhabditida, Rhabditidae. The record is from the annotation of a GenBank genome assembly.
AUGCCCGAGAAGAAAAUUUACAUCUUGAGCGGAGCUCGCACUCCGAUCGCCUCAUUCCGCGGAUCGUUCGCCAACUUCGGAGCCGUUGAGUUAGGAGCGCUUGCCGCGAAAGCAGCCAUUUCCCGAUCAGGCAUGUUCAUAACCUAGUUUCCCACUUUCUGACAGUACUUUUAUAGGAGUAGCUCCAGAAAAGAUCGAAGAAGUCAUCGGAGGAUGCGUCCUUUCUGCAGGGCUCGGUCAGAAUGUGACCCGACAGGUCGCGUUGGCUGCCGGACUUCCAGUUGCCACGCAGGCGGUUACCAUCAACAAAGUGUGCUCUUCGUCCAUGAAGGCCCUCGUUCUGGCCGCAGUAGAGAUCAAGGCCGGCUACUACGACACCAUUUUGGUGGUAGGAACCGAGAACAUGAGCCAAGUGCCAUUCUACCUGCCACGAGGAGAGAUUCCAUUCGGGGGAAUCAAAACGACCGACGGAAUUGCAAAGGACGGACUGGAAGAUAUCAAAGAGAAGCAGCCGAUGGGAUUAUGCGCCGAGAAGACGGCGAAGGACUACGGAAUAACGAGGGAAGAGCAAGACGCGUACGCCAUUGAGAGCUACAAGAAGGCGUCGGUUGCAUGGAGCACGGGAAGAUUCGCUGAGGAAGUGGUGCCAGUUACCGUCAAAACUGCUCGCUCCGAAGUGGUUGUGGCUGAGGAUGAAGAGUACAAGAAGCUGAUCGAGUCGAAGGUUUCCUCCUUGAAGCCAGUGUUCGUUCGCGAUGGAUCAGGCACCAUCACUCCUGCCAACGCUUCUUCCCUCAAUGACGGAGCCGUCGCUGCUGUCGUCGUCGGAGAGAACUCGAUCCCUCAAGGAGUGCAACCACUUGCCGAGCUCGUCGCUUUCGCGGAAGCCGGUAGAGAUCCGAUCGACUUCACUGUUGCUCCGGUUGAUGCUGUUCGGAAGCUCCUCCAGAAGAGUGGACUCAAGGUUUCGGAUAUUGCCCUCUGGGAGUUGAAUGAAGCUUUCGCAGUGACUGCUCUCGCUUUCAUCAAGGAGCUGCAGAUCGACCCGACGGUUUUGAAUGUGAAGGGAGGAGCAGUUGCCAUUGGACAUCCGCUUGGGUGAGUUCGACGUCCCUCUUCUCCAUAUAAUGCAUGCAUUUCAGAAUGUCUGGUCUCCGAAUCGUCAAUUCGCUGGCCUACUCCCUGAAUGCCGGACAAUUCGGAGUGGCUGCCAUCUGCAACGGAGGAGGUGAAGCGACGACCGUGCUGAUCAGAAGAUUAUGAAAGACAGUGAUAGAAUAGGCUGACUUUUCCGCCGAAUCCGGGCUCAUCAAUCAUUCCUUUACUAUUUUCUUACAUAUUCGUAUACCCCUGUAAUUUUUCAGUUCUGUUCCAUAAAUGUUUUUUUCAGUUCAGUAUUCAGAAUGUAGAAUAUAGUUGGACUACAUUUUUUCAAGUUCUUCAAGUUCUCAGGUAAAAUUUCAAACUUUCCUACACGUUUAUUCUGCUUUUUCGCGUGGUGUCACAUGGUGCUUCAUUUGCAGAUCGUAACCUGUGCCUCGUCAAAAAAAAACACUCGCGUGAACAAGAAUGGGGCCAUCUUACUUGUUGAUAAAAUCAGUGGAAGAUGGGUUUCUUAUUUAUUUCUAGCAAUAUUCGUUCAAGCGGAAGAAUCUUUAAUGACAGAAGGUGAGGUCGCGUCUUUCGUCGGCUGAAAACGAGACAUUCGUAGUGAAACACAUAGAUAACGGAACGGUUGAGUUGCCAAAAGGAAAAGUGGUCGGAUGCACGUGGCAAGUGGUUCGGAAGCUCGGCGAGGGCGGAUGCGGCAGCGUUUAUUUGGUGCGGAACCUUGAAGACGAUACGGAAGCGGCGAUGAAGGCGGAGUCGAACAAUGCGACCGGCGGAUGCGUGCUCAAACUGGAAGUGGCCAUUCUCAAGAGACUUUCCGGACGGCCACAUGUGGCACAGUUUCUGUUCGCGGCCAGACUCACAGACUUCAGCUACGUCAUCAUGACUGUUCUGGGAGAGAGUUUGCAGAAAAUAGUCAAGUGAAAAAGGUCCAAGUACACCCGGAACGCUUUCUGAUUGCAGGAGAAUGGGACGACAGAUCACAGUGUCUUCGCAAGUGAGAAUCGCCGCGAACGUGCUCUUCUGUCUCAAGCAGAUCCACGACAUCGGCUUCAUCCAUCGGGAUUUGAAGCCUGCCAACAUGGCGCUCGGAUACAAAAUGAACACGGACGAGUGCCGUUUCUUCCACAUUCUCGACUUCGGACUCGCUCGGCAAUUCGUCGUCUCACAAUCCGAUGAGCCGAGCAAACUGAUGAUGAGAAGACCGAGGGAAAGGUCUCUUUUCAGGUUGAACUGUAUUUCCAGACUAAAGAGAAGUGAUGAGCUGAUUGCAGAGGAACAACUCGUUACUGCUCGAUACGGAUGCAUGACCGCGCGGAGCAGGGAAGAGUCGACGACCUUUGGAGCAUGAUUUACUUGCUCGCGGAGUUGAGAGGGCCGCUCCCAUGGGCAUCUCAAGGGUUCGCAGACGGAAGCAGUUCAAUGUCGCAUCAUUUGUUUUCAGGGACAAGCGAGUGGUUGGCGAGAUGAAGAGACUGCACUCUGACGAAGUCGUCCUUCAGAACAGCCCAAUGGAAUUCCUCGAAAUCGCCAAACAUUUGAGGUUACAGUAGCUCGUGUAUACUUCUGUAUUUGUUUGGUUUCAGAUGCUUGACCUAUUUCCAUAGACCCGAUUACCACAAGAUCUACAUGUUGUUGAUGUCAGUUAUGGAGAAGGGAAAGUUCACGUGGAGCGAUCCGUUCGAUUGGGAGAUGCCGUUAGAGCCGUUUGAGUGGAUCCAUCUAAUCUUCCCUCAUUUCAGAGCUCUCAACCCGACUUCGAAGAGUACCUCGGCCUCUCCGGUUCAAUUGAGUCGAGAAGUGGUCAAAAAGACGCAGAGUCGGGAGACGGACAAGCUGAGCAAGGAGAAUCCGAGUAAGGAAGACGUGAGGACGGCGAAGACUAUGAGCAAGGAGAAGCUGAGCAGGGAGAAUCUCAGCAAAGAGCGGACGAGCAAGGAGAGUGUGAACGGCUCGGCGGAGAUCGUCAACGGAUCGGCGGAGAGGGCGGAGGAGGAGCAGAAGCGAGAGAAGUACAUGAAGAUUCUGCCGUUCGAUCCUGAUUUCUUCGCUUUGGAUCCCAUCGGAUUCUGA